Molecule: messenger RNA, 295 nt
Organism: Sphaeroforma arctica JP610
Lineage: Eukaryota; Ichthyosporea; Ichthyophonida
Exons: 1
Source: RefSeq, a predicted model, not a curated record
AUGGUCAAGUCGUUUAAGGACUCCAUCAGGGCGGACCUACUGGACUACCAGGGUCACUUUACCAAACACGUUGAUAUGUGUGUGGAAGGUUGGUUGAAUCGUAAUGUCAUUAACCUCCUCAACAUUGCCAGGGACCUCCAGGCGACAGGCGUUGUGCCCGACACCGAGAAAACGUUUGAGAAUACAAUGAAACUCUUGAGGGUGUGCUACGACCGAACGACCAAUGUUAUUGUGUGGAACAACGUUUUUGUAUUGCUAAUACAUCGGGAAUUGAAGAACGACGAUCGCAUAGCUC